GCGAGAGGCCUCUCGGAUCAACAAAUAAAGUUGCAUGAACCUCGAGAACAGAGAAUUUCGGCUAACUCCACAACUGACCACAUCCAGAGGUGCUUCUUCAACAAGUUACCAGUUUUUUUUUCUCCUUUUCUGACGCCUUCGUGAUAUCUGAGCCUAUUCGCCAAACCAGCUGGUUCCAUUUCGACUUUUCCGCACCCCGUUGUCAAUUGGGUAGUUCGCGGAUUAAGUCUGCUCCACGCGAUUUGCAAACCUAACCUCCUCCCUACCCGCGACUUCCAGGGUGUUUCGAAUACCACGACAUCAAGAUGGGUCAGACAGUUUCGUGGUUGUCCAGCUGGGUUUGGGCAAAGAAGGAGAUUAGAAUUCUGAUUCUGGGCCUGGAUAACGCAGGCAAAACGACGCUCCUAUACAGACUGAAGAUCGGCGAGGUGGUUACAACGAUACCCACGAUCGGGUUCAAUGUCGAGUCGGUGACAUACGGGAAACUCAACUUCAACGUCUGGGACCUGGGCGGACAAACAAGUAUUAGGCCGUACUGGAGGUGCUACUAUGCCAACACGGCUGCUGUCAUCUUCGUGGUCGACUCCACCGAUAUCGAGCGUCUGCAAACGGCCGCCGACGAACUUGCAGCAAUGUUGAACGAGGAUGAGCUCAAGGACGCUGCCCUGCUAGUUUUUGCCAACAAACAGGAUCAACCAGGGGCAAAAGGAGCAGCCGACAUCUCUCAAGCCCUCCGGCUUGGCGAACUCAGAGACAGAAACUGGAGCAUCAUGGCAUGCAGUGCGGUGGAGGGAUCGGGUAUCAAGGAGGGAAUGGACUGGUUGUCGCAAACCGUUUCACAGGAUUAAGAGAAGGCCCGGGUUUGAAUACACCGAACACGGCUAUUUUGGUACAUGACACGUAUGCAUCUCAUAUAUUAUUCCGGCCACUUGGGUAUUGGACAAGGUGGUUGGCCUUGCGGCGUUUGGCGGGGGAGCUGCCCAGGCUCAUGGACGACAUAUUAUGCGACGGCGUAUGCUGCAUCAGAAGGGGUGGGACAGCGUUUCGUUAGAUGGAUACAUGACUUACAACUUUUAAUACAAGGGACGCCAGGCUCCGAAGGGCCGGCGUUCCCGUUCAUUGUUUCGGCCCAGG
This is a messenger RNA of Thermothelomyces thermophilus ATCC 42464, 1134 nucleotides long. RefSeq lists its product as uncharacterized. Gene Ontology annotation, molecular function: GTPase activity; GTP binding. The coding region runs from base 306 to 848 and encodes 180 amino acids. The record is from RefSeq and is a predicted model, not a curated record. The transcript has 4 exons. Gene Ontology annotation, cellular component: Golgi apparatus; cytoplasm. NCBI's taxonomy places the organism in Eukaryota, Fungi, Ascomycota, Sordariomycetes, Sordariales, Chaetomiaceae. Gene Ontology annotation, biological process: vesicle-mediated transport; intracellular protein transport.